AGCUAUGUUAGCUAGUUAGCAAUGAGGGAUUAGCAUAUAAUUAAAGUAAAGGUAGCUAGUUAGUAAAUAAAGUUAGCUGUUUCAAGGAACUUAUAUCGUCUUUUAACUUACGUUCUCUGGGGGCACCGUCAGACCAUGUCCUCCCCGGAGAUUGAGUCCCUGUCUUGGGGUCAGAUGACGGUGAGGGGAUGCUCUUCCACAUAUAAAGACUGUAAGGUGUGGCCUGGAGGGAGCCGGGCCUGGGACUGGACUGAGACCGGUACCAAGCAUGUCCCUGGUGUCCAACCGGCCGAUGUGGACGAGGUCCUGAAGGCAGGAGUGGACACUCUGGUGAUUGGCCGAGGCAUGAGGGCGGAGCUACAGGUUCCGUCGUCCACCGUGGACUUUGUGCGGCGGACAGGGGUGGAGGUCCACGUCCUGCAGACGGAGGACGCCGUGGCCAAGUACAACAGCCUGGUGGUCCGAGGGGCCAAAGUGGGCGGAGUCUUCCACUCCACUUGUUGAGGAUGUCAUGAGGGACCGAAGGGAUUUGACAGGAGGAUGCAACGUCUGUCUACGUGUCUUCACUCAAUGGGUCAUAUGACCAGCGCAUGAUCCUGGCCACGCCUGUGAACGCUGCGUCUGCUCCAAACGUCCAUUCCAGACACGUCGGCAUUCACCAAUAAACUCGCAUUUCCUGAGAACACAGAAAAACGAGUGAUGUGGAAAUAAUCAGGAAUCAUUUACCGACGGAAUACGAAGCAGGGUUUUUCGACCAAUCAACACGCUGCGGAAUAGUGUCUAAUCACAUUA
Messenger RNA from Sphaeramia orbicularis (orbiculate cardinalfish), 792 nucleotides. Its product is annotated as mth938 domain-containing protein-like. Gene Ontology annotation, biological process: positive regulation of fat cell differentiation. The transcript is spliced from 4 exons. The record is from RefSeq and is a predicted model, not a curated record. Lineage: Eukaryota; Metazoa; Chordata; Actinopteri; Kurtiformes; Apogonidae. Gene Ontology annotation, cellular component: cytoplasm. Bases 136 to 504 code for a protein of 122 amino acids.